UUGACUAAUGACGUCAUUCUUCAGGUGGCAGACUAUAUUCCGCAAUUGGCACGAUGCGAUCCUAAAAAGUGGGGCGUUGCAAUAUGUACUAUCGACGGACAGAGAGCAGUUUGGGGAGACUAUAACACUCACUGGUCAUUGCAGUCGAUCAGCAAAGCGUUCACUUAUGGCAUUGCUUUGGAUAUACUCGGUGACAAAACGGUGCACAGUUUUGUCGGACAGGAGCCGUCUGGUCGUCUGUUCAAUGACAUUUCGCUGAAUUCAAACAAUCAACCACAUAACCCGAUGAUUAACGCUGGAUCAAUUGUUGUAUUAUCGCUGUUGAAACCGGAUCUGUAUCUGUCGGACCGCUUCGAAUUUAUCAUGGACAUGUUUCGAAAAAUUUCCGGUUCUGGUACUAUCGGCUUCAGCAACUCAACAUAUUUGUCAGAAAGGGCCACUGCAGAUCGCAAUUUUGCCCUGGCGUACUUUAUGCGCGAACACAAAUGCUUCCCAAAAAACGUGAAUCUCAAUGAACUCCUCGACUUCUAUUUUCAGGUCUGCUCAAUAGAAACGACGUGUGAAUCUGCGGCGGUCAUGGCCGCCACGUUGGCCAAUGGCGGCGUAUGCCCCGUCACCGGAGAAGUGACUCUUAAAAAUCAAUCCGUCCGCGACGUACUAUCGCUUAUGUACUCAUGUGGCAUGUACGAUUAUUCAGGACAGUUUGCAUUCAGGGUUGGCCUACCGGCGAAAUCAGCAGUCAGCGGCGGCAUGAUUUUGGUCAUACCGAACGUUAUGGGAAUCGCAAUGUAUUCGCCCCCGUUGGACCAUACUGGAAACACUGUUAGGGGCGUGAAUUUCUCAAAGGUAAUCUCACCCUUUUUCUUGCAAGGCGUGAAAAUGAACAUAAGGAACUAUGAUGACAGGACGCCAUUGCACGUCGCAGCAUCAGAAGGCAAAGCUGAGGUGGUCGAGUUCCUAAUAAAAUACUGUAAAGUUGAACUGGAACCUCGAGAUAGGUGGAAGCACACACCUUUGGAUAACGCAAGGCAGUUCGAUCACGAAGCUUGUGUUAAACUCCUAGAAAUUUCGUUGGAAGAAAAGACUGCAGCUCUUCAGAACAGUGUCGCGAAAUUACCAGGAUUGACUGGGUCAGACUGA
Molecule: messenger RNA, 1140 nt
Organism: Soboliphyme baturini
Lineage: Eukaryota; Metazoa; Nematoda; Enoplea; Dioctophymatida; Soboliphymatidae
Source: the annotation of a GenBank genome assembly